Messenger RNA from Penicillium diatomitis, 3441 nucleotides. RefSeq names its product lipase family protein. The record is from RefSeq and is a predicted model, not a curated record. Bases 1 to 3441 code for a protein of 1146 amino acids. Gene Ontology annotation, biological process: lipid metabolic process. The transcript has 2 exons. Lineage: Eukaryota; Fungi; Ascomycota; Eurotiomycetes; Eurotiales; Aspergillaceae.
AUGAUGCUGGCGCCAUCUACUCCACCAGCCGAGCAACAGCUGCAAUUACGCCCGGACGCGGAUGCAAAUCACAUACCCGCAACCCCCGGCAGUACUUUACUGCCCCGGCCAUUCGCAUCAUUGGUCUCGGUCAUUACACAGUCAACGUCGUUGACCCUGCGAGUUGGGACAUUCUUCGGCGGGGUGGCUUUGGAUGGGGCCCGCGCCACAACAUUGACAGGCCUGGAAUUCAGCCGGGCCCUCGUGGAAGGUGUCUUGACUAGAGCUGGAAGAGAUGUUGCCGUUCACACGGGCGACGCGCAAGGUCGGAGAGAAGUGGACUCACUCUUGGAGCGAAGUCUGGCGCUCCUUCAUAAUACGGUGACCACGGCGUCCUUCUUUGCUGCAGCUUCUUUUCAUUUCUCAUCCACAACUCUGGCAUCUGUUGCAAACUUCACCCAAUCUCUUUUGUCUACGCUGGACGCAAUCCUAGGAUCCACUGAAUCCUCAAGAGCCAUUGCCGCUAUCAUUACACUAAUUCGUCGUGAAUUUCGGUCAGUCGAUACCACUGCCGGGACUGAGGAUAUCGGUAUCGGCGAUCUCCUUCUCGGCUUGGUAGGGUUUGCACUCUUGCAGCGAUGGGGAAAGAAAAACACCGAACGAGCGAUUCGUCAGAGCGGUGGGGAUGAAGUCGUCUGGGAUACGGUAAUUCUGGACACUGGUGUCAGGGCCGAUGUUGUAGGAACCCAUGGGUUGAAAUUCAACGAACAGGGCGAGGGCGAAACGACUCGUCAAGGAAGUGCGUCGUUCGUGAUGCCCGAGCGUGAUGAAGGCUUUGACGCCAUACAACGGCAAUCAACCAACCCCGAGAACCCCCUAGACCCUCAUCUGCCUUUACACCCGCAGGAUCAACGGGAAAUUACAGACGAAGAAAUACGGUCAUACAUCACGAGUCAGCUACCAUCGGGUUGUCGUGCUACGAUCAGGUCUGAACUUCUUACGGCACGCACCGUGACUGUGGACAUCUUUGAUGAUGAGGCGUUGGAGAUUGCGGCUCCGCCGGGCACGACGAUCAUCGAGGAAAGGUUUCAUCAUGAUCAGGAUUACAACAGCAGGGCACCAGAAAUUCAGUCAUUGCCCAGGCACACUGUCGUUUUUCGGACUGCUUUCAACAAGUACCAUAGCACCGAGCUACGCCCUUGUACUGACUCGCUUGAGUCAGAUCCAACUGGCCAGUCUGAAAGCGUGCGCAAUCUGAAUGGAAGGCAGGAACCAGAAUCCAAUGAGAAAGGUCAAGAUGACCGGAUAUAUGCUCGUGCCACGCCCCCAUCGCAGAGCACCUUGGUGCAACAAAGCUCCAUCACCCCGAACGAUAGCAAGGACCUGGGUCGGAAUUCGGAGAUUGGAAUGGAGUCAAUUGCCAGAUUGGCGAAGAGAGUCAAGUCAGAAAGCUCCGGGGCCACGAAGCAUCUAAAUCCUCGAAAGCCAGCAAACAGAACUCAGUCAUCUCCGGGCAGGUCAGAUGAUCAGCUUCACGGUGAUCCGCCUCGAGCGCCUAGCACUUCUCAAAUUCCAACGCUGAGCACACCGGGGAAAUUAGAUUUCAAGCAAAGUCACGCUGACUCCCAUAAAUCCCGACCCAAGUUGUCGAUCUCCGGCCAAGAUUUGAGAAGAAAGCCAACUGUGCAGCCCGUCCAAUUACCACAAGUCGGAAAGGUGAGCGACAGACGAACGUUGACUGGCAAUGACCCUGGACCGAAAGGCGCGCGGUCUGGACACUUUGUGAUGCGCGAAAGGAGCCAUGAAGCACGCGCGAGUCAUACAGAUAGUUUUUCGCGCUGCAAAGCUGAUACGCGCCCUGGAUCGCCAGUGAACGCAAGAACUCAUGUCCGGAGCAGUAGCUCAUUAUCGUCAUCUCGAUCAGAGACAGAUGGGAGACUCUCUGCGAAUGAUUAUCGGCCCGGCUCCGCGACAUUUCAUGGACGGGCGCGAUCAUACACGCCUAGCAUGUACUCGAUCGCAACAGCUGGCUCCGACACAUCACUCAUACUGGCUCAUCGGCCUCGCAAAAGUGUUUACGAGGACAUGAGCACACUUCAAGCCUUACACCGAGAUGGGCAUGUUCCAGGAAUCUUUCCUGAGAGGCACUUUGUUCAGAACAUUCGCCGUUUCUGUCGAUUCUCCUCCGCCUCUUACGGGACCAAUGCUCUCAAAGUGAUGGGAGCAUCACAAGGUACAAAGAGCCUACCAGCUACCCUUUCGGAUAGUCAUGAGCAUGACGCAUUUACGGACUAUGCUGGUCUGCCACCGUCAACGAUCUUGUUGUCCUCCUACAUUGAUCCUGCUGGCGGCACGAAUGCUGCCGGUGAGACAGAAAGUGGAUUUCCUCUCGUCCAUUACCUCUCAAUCGACCAUGAUUCUAAAGCCAUAGUUUUGACGCUCCGUGGAACCUGGGGCUUCGAAGAUAUUCUCACGGAUAUGACAUGUGAUUAUGACGAUCUGGAAUGGCAGGGCAAGAGUUGGAAAGUCCACAAAGGGAUGCAUGCCUCAGCCAAGCGGCUGCUUGAGGGCGGAGGAGGUCGCGUAAUGACCACUCUGCGCGCGGCAUUGGAAGAGUUCCGAGACUAUGGCGUGGUCCUCUGCGGUCAUUCUUUAGGUGGAGGGGUGGCAGCUUUGCUAGCGAUUCUGAUCUCAGAACCCAGUGGUUCUCUCACAGGCACGUCUUUUGUAACCGCAGCGUACGAGCCACGUCCUCGGUAUCGUCGAGUGACCGUGGACAGCGAAUCCAGUCAAAGUGUCCCGAUUGCUCCCAUGACAGACAACACACCUAUAUAUGAUCUGCCGCCUGGUCGCCCUAUUCACGUGUACGCCUAUGGUCCACCCGCGGUGAUGUCUCCCUUUCUGCGAAGAGCCACACGCGGGCUCGUCACUACUGUUGUGAAUGAUUCCGACGUUGUUCCCUGUCUCUCUCUCGGGGUUCUUCAUGACAUGCACGCAGUUGCGUCGGUGUUCAAACGUGAUGUCUCCGGUGCCAGGUCACUCGUUCGUCAACGUCUACACGAGAGCCUGCGCCAGAACAUUAUACACAAGUUUUACGUGAACCAGCCCCCAAACGUGCUUCACGCUGGAGACGGCGUCGGUGAAGAUAUGUGGGCGUGGAAGACACUCGGUCAACUGCGGGAUGAGAUGCGUGCUCCCAAACUAGUACCACCUGGCGAGGUGUUCGUCGUCGAGACCAUGCGUGUUCUGCAGAGGGAAGCAUUCACAACGACACCGGACUUGGGCGGCGAGGGUUAUCCGAGACUAGGCAGACCGGCGACCCGUGUGCAAAUGCGCUUUGUUAGAGACGUCGAUACGUUUUUCGGGGAGUUGAGAUUUGCGUCAGGAAUGCUCACUGAUCACAAUCCGGCGCGAUAUGAAACCAGUCUGGCGGCUUUGGCCAGGGGUGUGCUGGACGAGUGA